Amphiprion ocellaris (clown anemonefish) is the source of this 5507-nucleotide messenger RNA. RefSeq names its product oxysterol binding protein-like 7 (gene osbpl7). Gene Ontology annotation, molecular function: cholesterol binding. The coding region runs from base 993 to 3593 and encodes 866 amino acids. Gene Ontology annotation, cellular component: perinuclear endoplasmic reticulum; plasma membrane; intracellular membrane-bounded organelle. The record is from RefSeq and is a predicted model, not a curated record. NCBI's taxonomy places the organism in Eukaryota, Metazoa, Chordata, Actinopteri, Pomacentridae. The transcript is spliced from 23 exons.
CCAGUUUGGGAUAUUGUUGCUGUAACACAUACAGUAAGUGGCAUCAUAAAAAAACUGCUCCAGCCAAAAUAAACAGAAGUGGUCACAGAUCCUGAUACUUUAAUCUGCAGAUUACAGCAUGUUAAUCUGGGUCAGUUAGUCUAUUAUGGCCUGCUUUUCUGAGGGAGACACACAGGCGCUCGGUCCAGCAACGCACACUUCAGCAAAAGAGCAAUAUUAAAAUAACAUUUUAUAUUAAGAAACCAAAGUGAAGCUGCUCAUAAUUGCUGGAUUUUGCAUUAAAAUAAGUGAACAUGCUUGGAUUUUAAUGCAAAAUGAUGAAAGCUGCACACCAGGAAGGGUCUUUUACAUCAUUUGGUAGCACUAUAUAAUAGGAAGUAAUUUGUAAAUUAUAACUUCUAGUGAGUAAUCAACAAUAAGGGAACAAAUAUCAACAAAUGCAUGUGUUUCGUGUAAAAUUUCUGUCAUAUAUAAGCUUGUAUUUUGUCUUUAGAAGGCCAUAUUCAUAAAUUCACGAUACUUUCUUCUUCAAACUGACCAAACUGGGUGUGGAUAUAGAGAGAGGAGCCUGGUUAGAUUUGCCCUCCACCAAUUCCCAACUAGACACUCCGCUGUAAUUCCAGCUAAUGCGGAUAAUGUCCAGGACACAUUGCGCACGGUGCGCGCUGCCGGCGACGCGCAGCCCUCCUUGGAUUUGGAGGCGGCUCGUUGCACCCACCGGCGCUGAGAUUAUGUGGUCAGAGUUGGUGACUAUCUGCAGGUAGAACAUGUAGUUUGACUUCUUUCUUCUCUUUCUGAACCAUCUUCUCAGCCGAAAUGGUGAUUUUUCGCAGAUUCCUAAGCGCCAAAUGAGACCUUGGUUGGAUUAAUUUAGAGGACGGAAGCAGAUGAUGAGAGUCGAAGGUGAAUUUCAGGUGGGUUUUCGGUACUUUGCAGCAGGUCUCUCUAACCAAUCAGUCGGUCUGAGGAGAGUCUGAGGUUUCUGCUCUGAAAUGGACUCGUACGGAUCUUCCCUGGAUCGCAGCCAGUCGCUGGCCAGCGGCCUGGAGAAAACCUCGCCCACGUGGAACAAACCCACCCACUCCAGGAGCAGCAGCACUCUGUCGUCUCGUCACUCCAGACAGGUGAUCAAAGACUGGGAGGUCGUAGAAGAUGUUCAGGUAGAAAUACACUCAGGAGGAGAACAUCCUCUGGAAAUGACGACUCCAGGAAUCUGUGAAGGAUAUCUGCUCAAGAGGAGGAAGUGGCCUCUGAAAGGCUGGCACAAGCGAUACUUCAUCUUGGAAGCAGGAAUCUUACGCUACUGCAAAAACCAACAAGAUGUGUUCAGAGGAAGAGUCCAGGGUUCUCUGGACGUCAGCCUCGCUGUCAUGUCGAUAAACAAGAAGUCCAACCGCAUUGACCUGGAUGCAGGAGACAUUCUCUAUCACAUGAAGGCAAAGAGCCACGAGCUCUUCUACAUCUGGGUAACGAAGCUCCAAGCUCACCGCUUAUUCAAGAAGAAUGAGGCGGCUCACGUUCAGAGCGGCUUCCUGCUGUCUUUGUCUAACAACACUGUGGCUGGACCGGCUCAGAGAAACGGAGAUUUGAGCCCCGCAGUGAUUUCAGAUUCAGCCGGAGCUUCAGGAGUUCUGCCUUCAGCCAACACCGCUGUCAACAGUAAAGUGUCCGCCUGGCUGCAGCAAAGCCACGAUUCAGACUCUUGUGUUCAAGAGUUGAACCGGUGUCAUUUGGAUCUUUCCGAGCUAAACCGCCUAAUCCAAAGGCUGCAGGCGCUGGAGGUCGGCCAGGCUUUUACUAACGGAGAACUGCAGCGCAUCAUCAGCAUACAGAAUCUAUCACUUGAGAAGCCGAAGAAGUCGAAGUCGGGGAAGAUGUGGGGCCACUCUCGUACGUUAUCCAGAGUGGAGGCCCUGGGAAUGCCUAUUCGUGGGAUUACUAAAUCGCUGUCCUCCAGCCACCUGAGCAGCUCGGCCCACCUCGGAGCGUCAGUGCCCUCCAUUCCCGACUACGUCUACUCUCAGCUGUCCCCUCCCACCGUCGUAUCGCCCGAAGGCAAGAAGAUCCAGCAGGACAUCUGCGCCAUGUCGCUACGAGUGCUUUCCUCCUUGAAGUCGGUGCAUGAGACUCUGUCCCAGGAGAGGCAGAAGCUGCAGGAAGCCUGGGAAUCCAACAACAUCCACCAGUCUAACACAUUAGCUGUGCCUGCAGCAGGGAGGCAUUCGGCCCACGGGCCUCCUUCAGUCGCAGAUUCAGCUGCCGAGUAUUUCGACGCCAGCGACGACAUCCUUUGUGGCAGCUCCUCAGAGAUGUCUGAGGAAUCGGGACUCAGCGAUGGAAGCACCACCAAUUCAGAGCCAGAGGAGGGACAUGUGUCGGCCACCAGGAAGUACCGUGCAAGCAUUUCCAAGACUCCCAACAGUGUCGUUCCUAAAAGCACCGGCCGGAGAACAAAACUUCCGGCUCACUGUCCUGACAACAGCCACGUAGGCCUCAUGGCCAUCCUCUACAACAACAUCGGUAAAGAUUUAGCCCGAGUGUCGAUGCCAGCGGCUCUAAAUGAACCAGUUAACCUGCUGCAGAGGCUGUGUGAGGAGCUGGAGUACAGCGACCUGCUGGAUACUGCCAACAACACCCCAGACCCCUACCAGAGGAUGGUUUACAUUGCUGCCUUUGCUAUCUCCGGUUAUUCCACUGCAACGUUCAGAAACCGCUACAAGCCCUUCAACCCGGUUCUGGGAGAAACAUUCGAGUGCAUCAGAGAGGACCGAGGUUUCCGCCUCAUCAGUGAGCAGGUCUGCCACCAUCCACCCAUCUCCGCCUGCCAUGCAGACUCAGAGAACUUCUCCUUUUGGCAAGACCAGCGAUGGAAGAAUAAAUUCUGGGGGAAGUCACUGGAAAUCGUGCCAACAGGGAUGGUGAACGUGACUCUUCCGAGGUAUGGAGACCACUACGAGUGGAACAAAGUAGUGACCUGCAUCCAUAACGUUCUCAGCCAGCAGCGAUAUCUGGAACAUUACGGAGAAGUCACCAUCCAAAACCUGAAAAACAGCGUCUGCACCUGCAAGAUCACAUUCGUCAAGUCUCGUUACUGGGGCUCAGACACGAACAAGAACGAGGUGCAGGGAACGGUGCUGGACCAAAGCGGGAGCGUCAUUCACCGGUUUGGAGGUCUGUGGCAUGAAGGCAUCUUCUGUGACACCCUGCCGACUCCCAAAUGCAUCUGGAAGCCGAAUCCCCAGCCAAAGGAUUACCUGCUCUACUAUGGCUUCUCCACCUUCGCCAUGGAGCUGAAUGAACUCACCCCAGACCUGAAGCCUCUGCUGCCCCCCACCGACAGCCGCCUGCGCCCAGACCAGAGGAUGCUGGAGGAGGGAAAAGUGGAUGAAGCCGACAUAAAGAAAGAUGAGAUAGAAGAAUAUCAGAGGGAGCGGAGAAAAGAACUCACCAAGAAGGGUGAAGAUCACGUUCCUCGUUUUUUCAAGAAAGCCAAAGACGCCUGUGGACGAGACGUGUGGUUGUCAAACGGGACGUACUGGAAGCUCAGAGAGAAUCCAGGCUUCGCCAACGUUGAAAAUAUAACUCUGUGGUGACGAGACGAGACGACAGCGGCGUGUGGACGAAACCACGUGAGAGUCAAAGAGAUCUGAAAUAUCGUCGGUGGAUGUUUUGGACAGCAUACAUGAACCGCUCUGAGCGAGUGGAGAAAGUGCUGCUGAUCUCUUCUGUGAACCCGUGACUGGAUCAUGGGAAGCUUCAACCAGCAGAAUGAACCAGUAAACACUUCAACCAGCAGAAUGAACCAGUAAACACGACUGGUGAAGAGACGUAGAGACGACUUUAACAUUUUCUAUUGCAUUUAUUUUUCUAGAUAACUUCAAUCGAACUAUAUGCAUUUAUAUAUUUUUUGAAUUUCACAGUUUGCUGCCCAACACACACUGAACAUACUGGAAGUUGAAAGGAAGUCUUUAAAAAGCUGAUUAGUGUGUUUUUUGGUAAGCAUUCAGUCAAAUCAGGUUUGACAAGAGGCAGGAUGACCAGCUGGUUUGUGAUACUUUGAUUUACUGCAACUUUGUUUGACAAAUAGCCCAAAAUCAGGUCAUAUUAACUUCAAAAACAAAGUAAAAACAGCGACAAACUCACAUAAAGUUAGCAGUGGAACCUAAGCUUUAUAGUGAGUUUGGGGUGAAUUUUUUUUUAGCUGUUUAGCUUUAGCUUUACCGACACUACAGUUUUCAGUGAAAAAAGUCACUUUAAAUUUGCUGUAAACUCCCUAACAAUGGCCAAACAUAUUUAGAGACUAGCUGGAGAAUAUAUCAGAGCAUUUAGCAGCUUAAAAGCCCGAUAUUUCCCUUAGGAGACUGGCGGAGACCAAAAAUGGAGCAAAAAGCGAGCGAAGAAUGGAUUCUCAUACUUUAAACGUAUGAAAAUUUUGCAAAGUAGAUGUGUUGCCAGCGAGAUUCCCAUAUUAAUUCAAAAUGUAAUCUAGUCUGUAUUGGGUUCAAAAUAUGUUUCUGUUGUUUCAAAUAGUCCAAAAAUUAGAUGUUGUAGUUUUAAGUAACUUUAAAUCCGGCCUUAUCAACAUAAAAUGACAAAGUAAAAACCGUGAUGAACCCACAGGUGAACUUGCAGAAGCUUUAUAGUGAGUUUUAGGUCAGUGUUUAACGGUCUUGAACGCAACUCUACCAUAUUACUUCACUGUUUUCAGUGACAAAACUCACUAAAAAGCCAGUUAGAGACUAGCUGGGGAAUGCUUCGGAGCAUUUAGCAGCUAAUACGCCUGAUAUUUUCCUCAGGAGAUGGUGGAGACCAAAAAUGAAGCAAAAAGAGAGCAGAAAAUGGAUUCACAUACUCCAAAAGCAUGAAAAUGUUGCAAAAUAGAUGUGUUUUCCAGCAAGUUUCCCCAUAUUAAAUUAAAAUGAGAUGUCUAUAUUGGGUCCACAAUGUGUUUCCGAUGCCUCAAAGUGUCUAAAGUAUUUUUUUGCAGGUUUAAUGCACUAUUGUACUAUAUAGGAAUCAUGUUGUGCACUAUGCAUGGUGCAAAUGCCUGAAUAAAUUUGACUUAGAUCAAAUUAUUAUUAACCUUGGCAGCCUGCUUCCUUGUCUACAGUUUUCGGAUGCUAAUAGCAUUUAGCUACCUGUCCAAAGGUGCUCCAGCAAUAAUCCAACCUUCUAUCUGUGGCUUUCACACUGUAAGAACUGAAUAUGAUGCUGAAUAUGACUGUUAAACUGUUGAUCAAUAUCUGCCUAAAUAUUAUGGUCAUUGCUUACAUAGAAAACUUGAUGGUGCAACAUCUAUAAAAAUUAUAUUUUAAUGUUUUUUAUUUUUUUUUUGAUCUGUAAAAAUGUAUGAAUUGUCAACAUUCAAGCAUAGACACAUAUUUAAACAAGGAGGUGAUGAUAUAUUAUACUGUAUUUUUAUGUCAUGAAUAGUGAAACGAUCAUCCAGCUGGUUGGAAACAUGCAAACUGUAUUUAUACAGUAAAAUUAAACUCUUAACAUCACAA